CUGGGCUUGGAGCAGGAGUUUCUGGCUGAUCCACACCUUACCAUCUCGUAUGUCAACUAUUCUCUGGACCAGUUUCAGCUCUUGUUUCCCUCACUGAUGAUUGUGGUAGAGCAGAUAAAGACCCAGAAGAUUCACGGUUGUCAGAUCUUGGAGACAGUCUACAAAUACAGCCGUGGUGGCUUGCCACCGGUGCGCCAUGCUCUGGAGAAGGUCCUGGCCAUGUGCCAUGCCGUUUUAUACAAGCAGCUCUCCGCCUGGAUGCUGCACGGACUGCUCUUGGAUCAGCACGAGGAGUUCUUCAUCAGGCAGGGCCCCUCUCUGGGGGUCAUCCCGGCCCAGCCUGAAGAAGACGACGAUGAUCUGGGCAUCGGAGGACUCACAGGAAAGCAACUGCGAGAGCUGCAAGAUAUGAGGCUGAUUGAGGAAGAGAAUAUGUUGGCCCCUUCUCCAAAGCAGUUCUCUCUCCGGAUGGAGAUGCUGCCUUCCUACAUUCCAGCUCGUGUCGCCGAAAAAAUCCUCUUUGUAGGGGAAUCCGUGCAGAUGUUUGAGAGUCAGAAUGUGGCUCUUACCAAAAAAGGCUCCAUCCUGAAGAACCAAGAAGAUACUUUUGCUGCUGAGCUGCAUCGCCUCAAGCAGCAGCCCCUGUUCCAUCUGAUGGACUUUGAGUCUGUGGUUGACUGGAUCCGGAGCACCGUGGCGGAGCACUUAUGGAAGCUGAUGGUGGAAGAGUCCGACUUGAUAGGCCAGCUGAAGGUCAUUAAAGACUUUUAUCUCCUGGGGAGAGGAGAAUUGUUUCAGGCCUUUAUAGAUGCUGCACAGCACAUGCUAAAGACACCACCAUCCGCAAUGACUGAGCACGAUGUGAAUGUGGCAUUCCAGCAAUCAGCCCACAGAGUGCUCUUGGACGACGACAAUCUCCUGCCUUUUCUUCACCUGAUCAUCCAUUACCACGGAAAGGAACACCGAGACCCUUUGCAGAACCGGGAAACCCCUUCUCGAGAGCUGUCUCCCCACGAGUCCCCCACGUCCGGCUGGGCUGCCUUGGGGCUCUCCUACAAAGUUCAGUGGCCUUUGCACAUCCUCUUCACUCCUGCCGUCCUGGAAAAGUACAACGUGGUCUUCAAAUACCUGCUGAGCGUGAGGCGAGUCCAAGCCGAGCUGCAGCACUGCUGGGCUCUGCAGAUGCGGUGCAAGUGCCUGGAAUCCCGGCGGACGGAUGCCAUCAAGUGGCAACUGCGCCAUCACAUGACUUUCCUUGUGGACAAUUUGCAGUAUUACCUGCAAGUGGAUGUCCUGGAGUCUCAGUUCUCACAGCUCCUUCAACAGAUUAACUCUACCCGUGAUUUUGAGAGUAUCCGACUGGCCCACGAUCACUUUUUGAGCAAUCUCCUGGCCCAGUCCUUCAUUCUCUUGAAACCGGCUUUUCACUGUCUGAAUGAAAUUUUAGAUCUCUGCCAUAAUUUCUGUUCGUUGGUCAGCCAGAACCGAGGGCCCCUAGAUGAACGGGGUACAGCCCAGCUGAGCAUCCUGGCUAAGGGCUUCAGCUGCCAGUCCUCCCUUCUGUUCAAGAUUCUUUCCAGUGUUCACAACCACCAGAUAAAUUCUGACUUGGCUCAGCUGCUGUUACGCCUGGACUACAACAAGUACUACACUCACGCUGGAGGCACUUUGGGCAGUGUGGGGCUAGAAUGAUUAGCCCACAGAUAGAAUCCGAGGCCACGCUUUUCAAGAAGUGUCCUGGUCUGCAAUGGCAGCAGCUACAUUCCAGCCACACCGGUGAAGGAGGAUGGAGGCGCGAGAUUUGCCCUCAGAGCAACUUGGUCAUGUUUCUUGCAGGGCCGUCUCAGCAUUUGCAAGUGGAGCUUUGUAUAUUAAAUAGCUUUCGGGGGGGGG
Molecule: messenger RNA, 1893 nt
Organism: Protobothrops mucrosquamatus (brown spotted pit viper)
Lineage: Eukaryota; Metazoa; Chordata; Lepidosauria; Squamata; Viperidae
Gene: TUBGCP4
Product: tubulin gamma complex associated protein 4
Exons: 16
Coding region: 97-1692 (531 amino acids)
Biological process (GO): spindle assembly; meiotic cell cycle; microtubule nucleation
Cellular component (GO): gamma-tubulin complex; spindle pole; equatorial microtubule organizing center
Molecular function (GO): gamma-tubulin binding; microtubule minus-end binding
Source: RefSeq, a predicted model, not a curated record